AUGGAGCUAAUUAAACAAGAUGCAGUGACAGAUUCAGGCUGUGGGAACCCACAACAACUAACUGGACCUUUUGGGGAAUUCACUAGUAUAAACUACCCAAGCAGCUAUGACAAUGGCAAAAGCUGCUCCUGGCAAAUAACAGUGAAUCCAGACAAGGUUAUCCAGUUGUGGUUUGAAGAAUUCUCGCUGGAGGAUACCAGCCUGUGUACCGGGGAUUCUGUCACUGUAAGGGACAACCUCGGACUUCUGGGAAAGCUUUGCGGCUACUCAAAACCCAAGACAUUCUUUUCACUGGGGAACACCUUGCUGGUGCACUUUGUGAGCAAUGACAAGCGGACUGACACCGGGUUCAAGGCCAUGUACAAGGCUGUGAAUCCAGACAAGGUCACUGAAAUAGCGGAUGCUGGUGGACAUUUGCAAGGUGACCGUGGAGAUCUACUUAGCCCUGGCUUUCCUGAAAAAAACUAUGAAAACGAUGUCCUUUAUCAGUGGAAGAUUACUGUGCCUGCAGGGGAACGGAUUAAGCUGGCGUUCUCUUUCUUCGAACUGGUGCCGGCAGGCUGCAGUGACUAUGUGGACGUGUUUGAUGGACAUCUUGCUGGCUCUCAGCAUUUGGGUCACUUUUGUGGUGGUCAUUUUCCUUCACCACUGGUGUCUACUGGCAAUACCUUGGUGUUUCGAUUCAAAUCCGAUUCCCAAAACACCUCAAAGGGUUUCCAUGCAACCUACACUGUCUACAGACAACAGGCAAGCACCACUCCAGGAGCUGCUUCCACUAAACCCACUACAACUAAAACAACAACAACCACGACAGCAAAGCCCAUAAGUACAUUACCGCCCCCUGUUGACUCUGGGUGUGACAGCAGUGGUGAUCUGUAUAGCCGCAAGGGAACAAUCCAUUCCAAGCACUACCCAGAAUCCUACCCUGCAGACCUGCACUGUACCUGGAACAUAACCGCCCCCCAGGGACUCCUUGUUAAAUUAACAGUAACAGACUUGGCUAUUGUGGGGGAUCCGGGUCAAUGCAGCGGAGACAAACUUGAAGUAUCAGACAGCUUGGAGCUACUAGGUUCUUACUGUGGAUUCAUUCUACCUCCAGUGGUUGUCAGCUCCAGCAACAGACUCUUCCUGAGGUUUCAGUCAGAUGGACGCUUGGCUGACCAUGGAUUCAGCGCAAAGUGGGAGGCAGUAUAUCCGGAGGACACUGAAGAAAUCCAAGGAUGUGGCGGCACCUUUCAUGAGGAGGUGGGUGUGAUCAAGUCCAAGAACUGGCCGAAGAACUACCAGGGAAACAGUUUGUGCUUGUGGACUGUCGAGGUACCUGCAGGGAAGAGGAUUACUGUGAAUUUCACCCAUUUUGAGGUGGAGGAACCAGCUCCAUUUACCAAGAAAUGCUUUGAUUACCUGGUCAUUUACGAUGAGGCAGAAAGUAUUGCAGAGAAGUAUGGUCCAUAUUGUGGAACUAAACUCCCACCAGCAAUUACAUCCAAGGGAAACAAGUUGGUGAUGCGCUUCAACGCAGAUUUCUUCACUGAAGCACAAGGAUUCCGAGCCUACUGGACAACAGAUCCCACAGUACCACCUCCUACAGAGGUCCCACCACAGCCUAACCCCUGGGAUAACAUUCUUAUUGACUGGCCAACAAAUUGUGGAGAGCCCACCAUUCCACCUCAGAUCAAUACACGUAUUGUAAAUGGAGAGCCUGCUAAACCAAACUCUUGGCCUUGGCAAGUUUCCAUGCAGGUGUGGCCAGCAAGUCGCAAUGAGACUGUUUUCUUCCAUACUUGUGGUGGAACUCUCAUUCAUAAGAACUGGGUCCUCACAGCAGCACAUUGUUUCAUCAACUAUGCCAACGAGCUCCACCGUUGGCAGAUGUGCCUGGGCAAACACAACCUGACUUAUGAAGAGCCGGGUGAGCAGUGCUUCGCUGUGCUGGGGAUCUAUCGGCACGAGAGCUUCCAGUACCCACAGGUGCCCUCAGUGGAGUUCGACAUUGCUCUGGUCAGGCUGGAUGGAGAGGUGAUAGCCAACCCCCACAUCAACUUCGCCUGCCUUCCACCCGCAGACGAGCUGCAGCUCCCAGGCAAGAAGUGCUAUGCAACAGGCUGGGGGGAUGAGACAGGUAACUCCCAAGCUCCAAAAGUUGCAGAGUCCCUCAAUCAAGUUGCCCUCCCAAUUGUUCCCUACGAGACAUGCAAAAGGAUUGACUACUGGUGGUUCCAGGUGAAAACGUCCAUGAUUUGUGGUGGCUAUACGCGUCCUGAUGAGUUGAAGUCAGUUUGCCAGGGAGACUCUGGAGGGCCCCUUGUUUGCCAGUCCACAAUCAAUAACUCCCUAUGGGAAGUUCAUGGCAUUACCAGCUUCGGACCCAUUGGUUGCAUUAUGGACAAGAAGCCCAGUGUCUUCACUCGCACCUCUGCAUACAUCCCUUGGAUAGAACAAGUUAUCAAGAAGAACAUCUAUGACUUAAACACCUCUGGCUGUGGUGGAGCAAAGGAACUGUUGGGCACAGGAGGAACGUUUUCCUCCAUGCGGUAUCCGCUCAGUUAUAGAAACAAUGGCGUCUGUGUGUGGAAUUUGAGAGCCCCAGCAGGGGAAGUUGUCCAUCUGCAUUUUCAGAGCUUCUCUCUGGAAGACAGCUUGAAUUGUGUCAAUGACCAAGUCACCCUCUCAGAUGAAAUAAGCAACAUAGGGAUCCACUGCAGUAAAACAACACCUUCAGAUGUAGUAAGCAUCGGCAACACUAUGACAGUCCAUUUUACCUCGAACGCCAAGACUGUGGAUAUUGGUUUCUUAGCUACGUGGAAAGCAAUAGAUCCGUCGGUUGUUCCCAGUAUUGCUGGCUGUGGAGGUCAUUUUACCAGUGAACAAGGAGAGCUUGUGUCACCAGGCUGGCCCAAUGGCACUUACCCCCCACAGAAGCUCUGUACAUGGCACAUUACAGUGGGACCUAGCAAGACAAUUCACAUAAAGUUCACACACUUUGAGCUUCAAGGUGUAAACCUAUUUGGUAGCUGUGUGGAUUAUGUGGAUGUGUAUGAUGGAGACCAUGCAAAUGCUACUAAAUUAGGUCGGUUUUGUGGACUUUUGGCCCCACCUGUACUGACGACAACAGGAAACAAAGUGGUGAUUCGAUUCUACAGUGGCAGUGAAUAUGUGGAGAAAGGUUUCCGUGGAUACUGGACAACUGAUCUUUUUGUUUUUCCAACCUUGCUACCCAAACCCUCUAAUCCCUGGGACAAUGUUUCUAUCAACUGGCCCUCAAACUGUGGUACCCCUGCUAUUCCCCCGCGUACCCAAAUUGCAAGAGUAGUGAACGGUGAAGAGGCAAUUCCCCAUUCAUGGCCCUGGCAAGUAUCAGUGCAGGCUCGAAUCAUAGAGGUUGUACCAUUCCAGCAUGUGUGUGGAGGCACUCUCAUUCAUGAAGAAUGGGUCCUUACAGCUGCUCACUGUUUUCAGCAGUUGUCAAGACCCAACAAUUGGCAAAUGUGCCUUGGCAAGCACAACAUGACUUUUUUGGAGCCCACUGAGCAGUGCUCUGGCAUAGAUGCCAUCAUUAUCCAUGAGGGUUUCCGGUAUCCAGAGGGAAAUGAUAUUUCUAAUGACAUUGCCUUGAUUCACUUGAAGCAAAAAAUCAACAUGACCAGAGAAAUCAGCCCUGCGUGCCUACCAAGCUCUACAGAUAUACUGCCCAAAGGAAAGUUCUGCUAUGUGACUGGGUGGGGGGAUGAUAAGGGUUCAGCCUUACCAGUUGUUGCAAAGAAAUUAAAUCAGGCCCCAUUGCCCAUUGUUCCUUAUGAAACCUGUAGCAAACCUGUCUACUGGUGGAACCAGGUUAGACCCUCCAUGAUCUGUGCAGGGUUCGAGACCCCCAAUGAACUCAAGUCUGCCUGUCAGGGUGAUUCUGGGGGGCCACUUGUCUGCCAAUCAGAGAGUAAUAAAGCUGUCUGGAAGGUCCAUGGAGUUAUCAGUUUCGGGCCGCGUGGCUGCGUAGUGGACAAAAAACCCUCAGUUUUUACCAGAGUGUCUGCCUUUAUAGACUGGACUGAAGACAUCAUUAGGAAAUUCAUUCAUGAAAAGAACAUUCCUUGA
Messenger RNA from Polyodon spathula (Mississippi paddlefish), 4092 nucleotides. RefSeq lists its product as uncharacterized. Gene Ontology annotation, molecular function: serine-type endopeptidase activity. Bases 1 to 4092 code for a protein of 1363 amino acids. The record is from RefSeq and is a predicted model, not a curated record. Lineage: Eukaryota; Metazoa; Chordata; Actinopteri; Acipenseriformes; Polyodontidae. The transcript is spliced from 26 exons. Gene Ontology annotation, biological process: proteolysis.